Messenger RNA from Silurus meridionalis, 1006 nucleotides. RefSeq names its product calcium regulated heat stable protein 1 (gene carhsp1). Gene Ontology annotation, molecular function: mRNA 3'-UTR binding. The transcript is spliced from 5 exons. NCBI's taxonomy places the organism in Eukaryota, Metazoa, Chordata, Actinopteri, Siluriformes, Siluridae. The record is from RefSeq and is a predicted model, not a curated record. Gene Ontology annotation, cellular component: cytoplasm. Gene Ontology annotation, biological process: regulation of mRNA stability. Bases 260 to 781 code for a protein of 173 amino acids.
CGCGCGCGGUUAAUGAACUAAACUCGUUACACGUGGAUUUUUUUUUUCCACGUCCGAAGCGGAAAACAAACAGCGUUUUCGCGUAAAAAGUACAAAACAAAUCGAGUUUUUAGAUUUAAUUCUCAUCAGUGUGAACAGAUCCGAUGUGUUGAAGGACAGAAGCGCUUCAUCCAUGCAGGAGCGUUUUGGGGGUGAUGGAGAUGUUUGAUGGAGAUGUUUGGAGGACUGUUGAAUCGCGUGGUCGUGUUUCCUCACAGAAAUGCUCAGUGUUUUCCUGUCAGAGCUGCAGUGUCCUCAACGCAUCAUGUCCUCCGACGCCUCGUCCCCGGCACGUACGGCUCCGUCUACAACCCCCCCGCUGUCUCCUACGUCUCCCGUCUCCCCUAGCUCACUGCGUCUGCCCCCAUGCCACCAGAGACCACGCUCCCCCUCCCCCAUGAGGGGGUACCUGAUCCCCAGCCCUCUGCCCACCCGCCGCACCCGCACCGUCUCUGCAGCUGCGAGGGCUGCUGAGGGUCCGCUCUUCACUGGGGUCUGCAAGUGCUUCUCCCGUUCCAAAGGUCACGGCUUCAUCGUGCCGUCAGACGGAGGUGCCGACAUCUUUGUGCAUGUCUCGGAUAUCGAGGGCGAGUAUGUUCCUGUUGAAGGGGAUGAGGUGAGCUACAAAAUCUGCUCCAUUCCACCCAAACAUGAGAAGGUUCAAGCUGUGGAUGUGACCAUCACCCACCUGGCACCUGGCACCAAACACGAGACGUGGUCAGGAACUGUGAUCAACCCCUGAACAGCAAUGUGCUCCAUCUCUGGGAGAGAAACAGUGCUGAAUGACAGCUGAGGGUGAGACACAGGAUGUUUGGCUUUUCUUUUGGUGAAUAUUUCAAUAUUAUUAGCCUUUUUUGUUUUUCCUUUCGACACAAAAUGUAAAGUUUUGCCCACCAAUUUGCUUUCACCAACACUGUACCUGUUUUUCAGUGGAUUGUAGAGGGAAUAAAGCCUUAAUUCAUAUCUA